Capsicum annuum is the source of this 417-nucleotide messenger RNA. The record is from the annotation of a RefSeq genome assembly. NCBI's taxonomy places the organism in Eukaryota, Viridiplantae, Streptophyta, Magnoliopsida, Solanales, Solanaceae.
AUGAGGCUUUUUGGCGAAGCCAAGUCAAUUUCGGGCCACCAAACCCUGCAACUGAUGAGAAGGCCCUAUGGAGUAAAGGGAAGCGUGUACGUUGUCACACUCCCUGCCUUCCAAAGGUGCCUAGAGGACGGGCCAGACGCAGCAGAGCGACGACCGGGGAGCGGGUUCCCCACUGGAAGGGGGACAGGAGACGGCCAUCUCAAGGCACAUCACGACCUACAGGCAACACCGGCGAGACCUGGGAAAGCAACCCGAUUGGGUGUCAGAGGAUCCAUAGUACCUGCAGCCUCCCGGACUUCAUAUUCAUCAUUUUGGAAAGCGAGGGGAAGGGAUCUCUUUUCUGCAACGGAAAAAAAGGGAGCAGAUUUGACUCGGCACAACCUAACGAUACAUCCAAUACCAAUGAUCUGUGCCUAG